AUGGAUAGUUUUUCCGCGCCAAGAUAUGAAGGCAAAAUCGAAACGUUCGAACCUUGUAUUAUUGAUGUUCAAUCACGAGAUUUAAAUCACAGUGUUGAUCAAUCACAUGUUAUAUCUGACUGUGACCAGGAAAAUCAUGAGAAUGAAAUUUCAAUUCACGAAGAAUCUGAUCAACCUAUUCAAGUUUCUUCAAUCCAAGUACAUAGUCAGCAAAAUGUCACUUUAACUCCUGUCAGAUUACCGGCGCUUCUUGAUGGAGAAUUCUUUUGUGUAGUGAGGAUUGAUGAUAGCAAUGUUACAGUUAGAUGCCUCCAAUGUCAAAAACUGCUCAAUGGUAAUCUUAAAUCUACUGGAAACUUUUUAAGUCAUUUAAAGAGAGUCCACCCGAUGAUGAUUGAAAAGAUAAAAUGCAAAUCAAAUCAAAGAAAACCAGCAAUAGCUUACGUCGAUUUAUCUGCUGAUAAAAGUCCAGAGGUUAUUAAAACUAAAAAAGGAUACCGAAAAUGUUAUAAAUCGGAUGACAAUCAACCAAAUGGUGAAAGUGUACCUGAACAACCUUCAAAUAACUGGUCAGAGCCUCCAUCUGCUAGAAAACGUAGAAUUGAUGAGAAUGAUUCAACAUCAGAGAUAAAUAAAUUUCCUCAAAACAAUUCAUUCGUUAUAGAAGAUGAGUUUGAUGCAAUUGGUAGAAAUGUCGCAGCUAAAUUGAGAAAUAUGCGUUUAGAUCAACGAAUAGUUGCUGAAAAACUUUUAAAUGAUGUACUAUUUGAAGCACAACUUGGAACACUUCACAGAAAUUCAAGUCUUCAAGUUUAGUUUGUCGGAAAAAAUUCGUCGAAAACAUUA
This is a messenger RNA of Chelonus insularis, 846 nucleotides long. RefSeq lists its product as uncharacterized. Lineage: Eukaryota; Metazoa; Arthropoda; Insecta; Hymenoptera; Braconidae. The record is from RefSeq and is a predicted model, not a curated record. The coding region runs from base 1 to 816 and encodes 271 amino acids. The transcript has 3 exons. Gene Ontology annotation, molecular function: DNA binding.